Molecule: messenger RNA, 2563 nt
Organism: Haliotis rubra (blacklip abalone)
Lineage: Eukaryota; Metazoa; Mollusca; Gastropoda; Lepetellida; Haliotidae
Product: N-alpha-acetyltransferase 60-like
Exons: 6
Coding region: 280-996 (238 amino acids)
Biological process (GO): N-terminal peptidyl-methionine acetylation
Cellular component (GO): Golgi membrane
Molecular function (GO): protein-N-terminal amino-acid acetyltransferase activity; histone acetyltransferase activity
Source: RefSeq, a predicted model, not a curated record
UUCCGGGUGGGUUUGGGCUCGACAAGAGAGCGAAGUUGCGACGACCCUGGGUUGUCGCAUCAAGUGCGAGUACUUUCCCAAACCGGAAGUUAUUAUUCGACGUACGCAUAUGCAUAUUGUUUAUAUAGAAGCAAGCACAGGUGAUUAUUCAGGGAGAUAUUUAUGAUACCCGUUAAUGGUAACAGAUGACAUUGACGCUAUGAACCUUUAUGAAGGCCUGCUGUUACCUUGGUAACAGGUAUCUUGUUGCCACUGGCGCUUGAGAUCGGUUAUGCCUCUAUGAGCCAGGUCCUGUCUCUGUGUGUGCAGCAAGAAGUGCAGCUGCGCUUUCUCUGCCCUCAUGAUCUGGAUGAGGUCAAGAGAUUAUGUGCAGAGUGGUUUCCUAUAGAAUACCCUGACACAUGGUACAAUGACAUCACAUCCAAUCCCCGCUUCUACUCCCUGGCCGCCACCCACCGCGCCCGGAUCAUAGGACUCAUCGUGGCAGAGAUAAAACCAAGGUCCAAGCUCAACAAGGAGGAUGCAGAUAUUCUGGCAUCCUAUUAUGGGCCGAGUGUGCAGGUGGCUUAUAUCCUCAGUCUUGGUGUGGUAGGAGAUUUCAGGCGAAAUGGUAUAGCCUCCCUUCUCUUGGAUAGCCUGCUGUCAUUCCUCACUUCCAAGGAGGGCUAUGACUGUAAGGCUGUCUACCUACACGUCCUGGCUACCAACUCGGUGGCACUGCGCUUCUACGAACAUCGGAACUUCAAGCCACACAGCUUCCUGCCGUACUACUACUCCAUACAGGGCAAACCUAGAGACGGCUUCUCAUACGUUCUCUAUGUUAAUGGAGGACAGCCACCUUGGUCAAUCGUUGACUACAUCAGCCAUUGUGGGAAGAUGCUGACCAAGAUGCAACCAUGUGCUCUCCCGAAGCACAUGUACCACGCCAUUCGCAGUAUCAUCAACCGGUUCCUCUUUGGGUCAUCACAGCAAGAGAAUGCAGGUCAUGUCAGCUGAUGGUCACCAGUGCACACUCAGCAACCAAGGUCAAGGAUCAUCAAACAUGUCUAGGUCAAGGUCAUUUACAAGGGAAACAGCUGAAGACAACUCUUCUAUAUGCAUAAAUCAGGCCAAAGGAUUUUUGAAACAAUAUUAUAGUCUAAUGCAUCAGUUUAUAUGCAAUGAAUUGAUGUGUUGAAGUAGAAAAUCAAAAGAGAUCUAAUGUCACGAAUAUUGAUUCGAAUUACUGCAUUUAAUAGCUUUUUUGAUGGAGAAUAUUGUAUAAACGUGAAACAGUUUUACACAUAUGUAUCAUUUUCACCAUUUUUUCUAUUAUAGUCUGUCUACAUCAACCCUGAUUGUAUCAGAUUACACCACUUUAGAGUAACCUCCCUUGUUUGAUGGUGUCCUUGUCAUUGGUUGAUGCAAGUGUGUAUGUCCCUGUUCAAGGAGCCAAGUUUCAUUUAGCCCACAACACAUAGCUGUGAAUACACCUCCAUCCAGAUCCUCAAUAGACAAACAAACCCACUGAUACUUCCACCCUUCGUGAUACCUCUUCUCCUCUAUCUGUGAGCCUUGUGUGAACAUUAUGAAAAACAUGGUUUACAGAAAUAUUGGAAUUUUUGUUUCACCCAUCUGAAACCAGAUUGACAGGUGUCAUUGCAGCGUGUAGUAUAUUUUCGUUACCUGCUCUCAUCGGUGGACUGUCCGUUACACAAGAGAAUAUUUUACUACUGACACAAUGUGAAGGUCAAGUUAAUCAGGUGAUACACAUCCUGUUUCAUACUUUUGCCGCUUUUUAUAUCCCAAAUUUGUGAUUUAAUUAAACAGUUAUGUUUGACACUUGGAAUUGUGAAAACCUAUGAAAACGCGAUUGUUAUUUCAGUUUAAAAGAAACUGUGUAUGAUGUUCAUCCUUGUGGGAUUUAGUGGAGCAACUAUGUAUUGCAAUGUAACCAAUUCCAGGAGAAAUGGUGGGUUUGGUUGGUGCUAGUCUCAGGAGCACUAUCAUCAGAGGACCUGCAGUUUGCUGUGCAGAGUUCCUCCGAUGAUGCUUGCCAGAAUCCUAUAUCGUGGGUUUGAAAAAAUGAUAAACCCUAAUUAUGUUUCUAUGUUGUCAGCAGCUUAUCCCUGUUUGUGGGUUUCAUCAAGGUGGUGAACAUUUACGAUCUUACUGACUUUGGUUCUCCUACCUUAUCAAGCCAAUACACUGUGAUACAACUGAAAACCAUGGUCUACACACAAUAGCCUGCUCUCGAUAACAAAAUGAUCACCAUUUUGUCAUGAAUAGAGGUGUGACGAUACAGAAAUUUCACGAUACGAUAUGUAUCGCGAUAUCUUGGAACGAUACGAUUCGAUUCGAUGCAUGUCACGAUAUGCUAUCUUUAGUUAUGUUCUUUAAAAAAUCUUAUUUUAAUAGCAAGUGACAGUGUAAAUUUUGACAUAACUGUCAAUAUCUAAUGAAAAUUAACAAUUUGAAGGUCAACGGUACAUAUCACGAUAUGAAAAAAACGUAUUGAUAUAUAUAUAUCAUUAGAUAAAGUAUCACGAUUAUGGAUACUACGAUAUAUCGCCACAGCUCUAGU